Cladophialophora bantiana CBS 173.52 is the source of this 1827-nucleotide messenger RNA. RefSeq lists its product as uncharacterized. Gene Ontology annotation, biological process: fatty acid metabolic process. NCBI's taxonomy places the organism in Eukaryota, Fungi, Ascomycota, Eurotiomycetes, Chaetothyriales, Herpotrichiellaceae. Bases 1 to 1827 code for a protein of 608 amino acids. Gene Ontology annotation, molecular function: medium-chain fatty acid-CoA ligase activity. The transcript has 4 exons. The record is from RefSeq and is a predicted model, not a curated record.
AUGUCUCUAGAAACCGCCACUGAGACCACGUUAUUUCCAUCUCCAACGGUUCUGUCCAUUCUUCAUGGUGAUUCGGAGGUGCCAUUGUUAGAUUUUACUCUCGGGGAGCUCCUAGAUUUCCAGUGCAAGAGGUAUGGGAGUAAAGAAUGCUUGGUGGUGCCGUGGACAGGCGCCAGAUGGACGUACGACCGUCUCAGGGAGGAAAGCAUUCGGCUUGCGAAGGCCCUUGUUGCUCGGGGGCUACGUCCAGGGGAUCGAAUCGGGAUCAUGGCCGGAAACUGCGAGCAAUACGUCUCAGUUUUCUUCGCCUGUAUGAAGCUGGGAUGUAUCCUGGUCAUUUUGAACAAUACCUACACUGCAUCUGAAGCAUUGUAUGCUCUGAAAUUCACCGGUACGUUUUCCUUCGCACCUUUCGAUUGGAUCCGCUCCUUAUUCGAAGUCACAGAAUGCAGAAUAUUGUUUGCCACUCCUCAAAUCGGUCAUCACGACAACGGGCAACUUCUCCGCCAACUGAGACAGGAGCCCGGCACGGUCGAGGAGAUUAUCAUUCUACGAGGUCCACCCAGUCACUUCACGCCAUACACGACACUCCUAGAGACAGGAGCAAUCGAAUCCGACAAAAUUCUCGAAGCAGCUUCGAAGGGAUUCAGCUGCCAUGACGUUUGCAAUCUCCAGUUCACGAGUGGGACGACAGGAAACCCGAAAGCUGCAAUGCUGACACAUCACUCCUUGGUCAACAACAGCCGCUUCAUUGGCGACCGCAUGGCCUUGACGGAUCAAGACGUGCUGUGCUGUCCACCGCCACUCUUCCAUUGCUUUGGCCUGGUCCUUGGCCUGCUAGCUAUUAUAACUCAUGGUGGAAAAGUGGUCUAUCCCGCCGAGACCUUUGACGCCGUUGCGUGCCUGAGAGUCAUCUCAGAAGAACGAUGUACUGCCCUUCACGGUGUCCCAGCCAUGUUCGAUUCCAUUUUCAGCCUCCCCCGCCCUGAGGGCUUUGAUUGCUCAGCCUUGCGAACCGGUAUCAUAGCAGGAGCUCCGGUACCUCGCCACUUGAUGGAACUCAUGGUUAACGAACUCGGGAUGACCGAGUUCACCAGUAGUUAUGGCUUAACAGAAGCUUCGCCUACGUGUUUUAACGCUUUUCACAACGACCCCACAAGUUUGAAGCUCACCACCGUGGGCCAAGUCAUGCCGCACGCCCAUGCAAAGAUUGUUGACCGACAGGGAAGAAUCGUACCUGUCGGUGAGCGUGGAGAGCUCUGCAUCGCCGGGUACCAACUCCAGCGAGGCUACUGGCGAAACGCGGAAAAAACGAACGAGGUCAUGAUCCGUGACGGAGACGGCGUGCUGUGGCUGCAUACCGGCGACGAAGCUGUCUUUCACAGGGACAAGACGUGCACUAUUACGGGCCGGUUUAAGGAUAUCAUCAUCAGGGGUGGAGAAAACAUCUAUCCCUUGGAGAUCGAAAGUCGUCUGGUCCAGCACGAGGCAAUUGACCGCGCCAUCGUCGUCGGCGUCAAACACGCCAGGUACGGCGAGGUCGUAGCUGCAUUUCUCCAACGCUGCGGCUCGACUCCGGCAACAACCCAACGAGGAGGUAUUGGAGGAGGAUAUCCUAGUCCGACUGCUCAUCGUCCCAGCGACGAAAACAUCCGCGAAUGGGUGAGACUGAAGCUUGGCCGACAUAAGGGGCCGGCGCAUAUUUUCUGGCUUGGAGAAGAUGGCAUUCCGGCCACUGUGCCAUUGACAGGGAGUGGGAAAGUGAGAAAGUUCGAGCUCGCGCAGCUGGCGGGACAGUUGGUGACUAAAGGGAGACCGAAAUUGUAG